Messenger RNA from Eriocheir sinensis (Chinese mitten crab), 1496 nucleotides. RefSeq names its product neural cell adhesion molecule 1-like. The transcript is spliced from 7 exons. Gene Ontology annotation, biological process: synapse organization. The coding region runs from base 214 to 1197 and encodes 327 amino acids. Gene Ontology annotation, cellular component: neuron projection membrane. NCBI's taxonomy places the organism in Eukaryota, Metazoa, Arthropoda, Malacostraca, Decapoda, Varunidae. The record is from RefSeq and is a predicted model, not a curated record.
AGGGAAACUAAGCAUAAAGGAAGGAAAGAAAGGAAGAGAAAGGAAAAAAUAGCGAAAGACAAAAAACAAGAAAAGGAAAAAAUAGCGAAAGACAAAAAACAAGAAACGGAAAAAAGAAAAAAAAAACAAUUGGUAAAAAAGAAGGAAAACAAAACUACUACUACUACUACUACUGGAGGUCACAUCAAGGUCAUCGGAGGUCACGAGGUCAAGAUGAUCACCUGGCAAUUAACAACGUUGCUCUGGGCAGCAAUCGGGUUGAGACACACCACCAGGGCAUCGCCGAAUCUAGGAACCAUCACAGCCCCUCUUCACCCACCGCCCCCUUCCCUCCCAGCGCCCACCCCACCCCCCACAAGGCCUCCCGUCCCUCGUGAGCAGCUCUACGAGGCCGCGGAAGACAUGUGGGCGAAGGCGCUGGCUUUGAACACCCUGGCACCGGAGUUUCAGGGUCAGAACAACACGGAGAUUUUGGCGCAAGUUGGAGGCGAAGCGACGUUGAGUUGCUAUACGUAUCAUUUGUCGGAUGAACGGGUCGCGUGGCUCAAAAAGGACGAUGACCAGCUGCUAACAGUGGGCCAGGAGGUGUACGCGGCCGAGCAGAGGUUCUCAGUGGUGCACACGAAUCAUGACGAGGCGUGGGAGCUCUGGGUGAAGGACGUGGCCCUCUCGGACGCUGGUCAGUACGAAUGUCAGCUGACCACCAACCCAACCGUCUCCUUCUUCUUCACGCUCGUCGUCACCCAGGCCGAGGCGGUUGUGACAGGCCCGGGGGAAGUUCACAUCGAGGAGGGGUCGCACCUGUCCCUCGAGUGCCAGGUGAAGAACGCUCCCGUGCCGCCUGUCUACAUCUUCUGGUACCAUAACAACACCAUGGUUAACUACGCCAGGCAGCAUCACCUCCAGGUUGACCAUCAGAACUACACCAGCACCUUAGUCGUGGCGAGGGUGCGGAGAACCGAUGCCGGGACCUACUCCUGUCAGCCACACCUCGCAGCGCCCGCCAAUGUGACUGUCCACGUGGUAACAGGUGAGCGGCCGGCGGCGAUGCAACACGGGGACACUCACGAGGAGGGCAGCACGGUAACAAGCGGCCAGGUAGACACAGGUGCUCUCAAUCUACCUGUCCUUGUUACGAGUUCCAGCCUGGUUAUGUUGGUCUGGGGACAGGUUGCUGGGGUGGGUGGUAUGCGUUGAUUGUAUGUGUGUUUGUGUGUGUGUGUGUUUGUGAGGUUGGUUUAGACAGGUGUUUGAGGGUAAGGUAUGUGUGUGUGUGUGUGUGUGUGUGUGUGUGUGUGUGUGUGUGUGUGUGUGUGUGUGUGUGUGUUUGUGUGUUUGUGUGUGUUUGUGUGUAUGUGUGUGUGCGUGUUGUGUUAUCAUUACUAUUACCAUAAAUGUACCCUAUCCCUCCCUCUCUCUCUCUCUCGUAACAACAAACAAUAAGAAGAAUAAUAACAAGCUGGGUAACUAUGUGCAUAUAUGUAUGUCUGUAAACA